AUGGCUUCUGUGGGGACUGCCAUACCAGAACCAAACCUUGAGAAUGUAGGCAUGGUGUUUCUGGUUAAUGUGCAGCCCAGAUUAGUUGAGUAUGGAUACCCUGUUGGUCCCGGAGGAACUGCAAUUUAUGCCUCUUCAGCGGCAGAGAAUCACGUAAGGAAAAACCAGGAAGAAAGAUCUGCUGCCACAUUCUCUCGGGCAAUGCAGAUGUGCAAAGAAAAGCAUGUGAAAGCAGAAACUAUCUUUCUCACUGGAGAGCCAAGAGAAAUGAUUUGUCAAGCUGCAGAGGAAAAUCAGGUCGAUCUCCUAGUUAUGGGUAGCCGUGGUCUUGGCACUCUUUCAAGAUUAUUUGUAGGAAGUGUAAGUGACUAUUGUGUUAAAAACGCAAAAACUCCCGUUCUUAUCGUGAAACCACCUAUGGAGGAUAGCAAGGAGCACUAA
Messenger RNA from Gastrolobium bilobum, 441 nucleotides. Its product is annotated as universal stress protein A-like protein. The transcript has 4 exons. The record is from RefSeq and is a predicted model, not a curated record. Lineage: Eukaryota; Viridiplantae; Streptophyta; Magnoliopsida; Fabales; Fabaceae. The coding region runs from base 1 to 441 and encodes 146 amino acids.